Messenger RNA from Helianthus annuus (common sunflower), 1570 nucleotides. Its product is annotated as 5'-nucleotidase SurE. The record is from RefSeq and is a predicted model, not a curated record. Gene Ontology annotation, molecular function: nucleotidase activity. The coding region runs from base 16 to 1335 and encodes 439 amino acids. The transcript is spliced from 11 exons. NCBI's taxonomy places the organism in Eukaryota, Viridiplantae, Streptophyta, Magnoliopsida, Asterales, Asteraceae.
GAUUGCUCACUUUACAUGACUUCAUCCCACACCACUUUCACGAAGACAAUCCGUGGUACCCCAUUCAUUGAAGCAUCUCCAUCGCCAUUUUUAUACACCCGCCCCUUUGAAUCGCUCUCAAUCUCCAUCCAUUCCCUUCCUUCAUCAAUCAUCACCUUCUCUCUCUCUCUCAAACAAAACAAACCCACAACAACAAUGGCGUCUCCUGGCAUGUUACCUGCAGGUCUGGUUUCGAAUCUACAAGACGUUCUCAAGAAGAAAGGUGGGAACAACAAUGCACCCGAAAAAGACGAUGACAACAAAAAAGAUGAUGAUCAAUCUUCUUCUUCUUCUUCUACUGCUGUUGAAGAAUAUGAUCCUUCGAAGCCUGUGAUCUUUGUUACGAAUACGGAGGGGCUUGAUUCACCUGGCCUCAUCUCUCUUGUUGAAGCUCUUGUUGAUGAGGCUCUUUAUAAUAUCAGUGUUUGUGCCCCUCAGUUGGAUAAAUCGUUUUCUGGCCACUCGUAUACGUACCAAGAAUCGAUUUCGGUAAGCUCUGCUGAACUCAAAGGUGCCACUGCAUAUGAGGUUUCUGGUACCCCUGUGGAUUGUGUUUCGUUAGCGUUAUCUGGGGCAUUGUUUGCAUGGUCAAAGCCUUUGUUGGUAAUCGUUGGAGUUAACAAGGGUCCAAGCUGUGGCAAUGAUAUGUUUUCUUCGAGUGCUGUAGCUGGAGCUAGACAAGCCUUAAUUAGCGGAGUACCGUCGUUAGCAAUCUCCUUGAACUGGAAAAAGGGUGAAAGUCAAGAAAGUCAUUUUAAGGAUGCAGUUUCGGUUUGCAUGCCGGUAAUAAAAGCAGCCAUAAGAGAUGUAGAAAAAGGCAUUUUCCCUAAAACUUCUUCAUUACAUAUAACCGUUCCUGCAUCCCCUACAGAGAACAAGGGAUUCAAGUUGACCAAACAGAGUUCAUGUCGUUCGAAACCAAUUUGGCAAGCGAUUGCAGCCAACAGGAACCCUUCGGCUGCACGUUACGGCAAUCAACCAGGCAUGGGCUUGCAAUUUGCACAGCUAGGUCGAGAUGCAUCUGCAGCAGCUGCAGCACGGCGAAACUCACAGAAUAAAAGCAUAGAGGUUGUUGAAUCAGUCGGGGUCUCCGGGAAAGUUGACCCUAAUAGGAAAGUCAAAUACUUCAGAUUAGAGUUUCAAGACAGCAACCAAGAAGACACAGAUGAGAAUCUUGAUUUCCGAGCCCUUGAAAACGGUUUUAUCUCUGUUACUCCAAUCUCUGUUUCUCAAGUGAUCGAGCCGGACGUUGAAAAGGCUGCAUACGAUUGGAUUUCUGAUUCAAUUCACGACUGAAAUGCAGUAAUCGCGUGUGUAUAUUUGGAGAUGCAAAUUGGUAUUUCAGCUUUUAGUAAUUAUUUGAAGGACUUGACAUUGUUUCUGAUUUAAUCAAAUUUUAUUUAAUUUAUUUUGGGUGAAAAAAAAUCCUUCCCCACAAGCCUGUGUGACAUGGUGUAAAAGACCUUUUUGGCCUUUUGAGUUUUGAUAUAUAAUGGCUGACAAAGUGGUCACAAGUUUGUUUCCCUUUAAA